Molecule: messenger RNA, 486 nt
Organism: Aspergillus fijiensis CBS 313.89
Lineage: Eukaryota; Fungi; Ascomycota; Eurotiomycetes; Eurotiales; Aspergillaceae
Product: H(+)-transporting V0 sector ATPase subunit c
Exons: 6
Coding region: 1-486 (161 amino acids)
Biological process (GO): proton transmembrane transport
Cellular component (GO): proton-transporting V-type ATPase, V0 domain
Molecular function (GO): proton-transporting ATPase activity, rotational mechanism
Source: RefSeq, a predicted model, not a curated record
AUGGCCACCGAACUUUGCCCCGUCUAUGCUCCCUUCUUCGGUGCGCUGGGUUGCACCUCAGCCAUCGUCUUCACCUGCUUCGGAGCUGCCUAUGGAACUGCCAAGGCCGGUGUCGGUGUCUGCGGCAUGGCCGUCCUCAGACCCGAUCUGAUCGUCAAGAACAUCGUCCCCAUUGUCAUGGCGGGUAUUAUCGGUAUCUACGGUCUGGUCGUGUCCGUCCUUAUCGCCAACGAUCUGAACCAAAAGGUGCCGCUGUACACCGGAUUCAUUCAGCUGGGAGCUGGUCUCGCUGUCGGUCUGGCCGGUCUGGCUGCUGGUUUUGCCAUUGGUAUUGUGGGUGACGCUGGUGUCCGUGGAACCGCUCAACAGCCCCGUCUCUACGUUGGAAUGAUUUUGAUUCUCAUUUUUGCUGAAGUUUUGGGUCUGUACGGUCUUAUCGUCGCCCUUCUCAUGAACUCCCGCUCGAGAAUUGACGCCGUCUGCUAA